GGAAUACACCAGUCCUGUACAGACACAAACAUGUUUACUGUGGGAGCUUCGCUUUAGUGUUUUUAAGUUUCAGGAUACAAGUGUUGUUUUUUAAGAAGUUAUGAGAGGUGAUAUGGAACCACGACUACAGCAAUUUGUUAGGACUGUCCUGCUUCUGCACAUCUGCUGGCUCUGGAGUGUCCAGUGUUUGUCCGUCCGCUUCACAAACCAGCAGUCGCUGUAUGUAAUCAAAGGCCAGAAUCUGAUCCUACAGGCGCAAAUUGAGCUGCUGGAUGGUGAACAUGUUGCUAAAGUGACAUGGGACCAUGCUGCAAAGACUUCUGGGAAGACUUCAACAAUAGCUGAGUUUCCUCGUAAAAUCUCAGAUGAGAGAGUGACACUGGAACAACAGGGAGCCACACUGAAGAUCAAUGGUUAUCAAGCAGCGGAUGCCGGCAUCUACACGGUCACAGUUACAGACCAGUCAGGACUAAGACGAUCCGCACAGCGAACCGUUCAAGAGUAUCUGGCGGUGCAUCACGUGUCGGUGAUGGUGAACGUGUCUCACUUGGUUCUUCACUGUAUGGAGACCUGGGGAACUGAACCCACCUAUACUUGGCUGCAUGAGAAAGUGGUCGUGACAGAGAAAGUGGGUCACAUUUCGGCAGAUGGGACGUCUCUGUAUGUCUCUGGCACCUUCUGCGGACAUUUCACCUGCGUGGUGAGCAACAAACUGGGACACAGUUCAGCAACAUACACCGCAGAGGCGUGUGAAAGCACAAACAGGAGCACAACUGCUGUCGUUGUGUUUCUGCUGCUGAUACUGACGCUCGUAGUCGCUGCUCUGGUCUUUAUACUAUGGAGGAGACGCAGGCGUCUAUACAACAGAAGGGAGAGACUGAGAGAGCCGUAUGAAGAGACUCUGUGAGCUGAUCUCAGAACAGUUUUACUGCAGUACUGUGACACUGACAAGAGCUGAUGGACUGCCAGUCGCUUGAAGCUUUCAGCACAUCCUUUUUAUACUUUAUCAACGUGUUAGAAGUGUUUUUUUGUUUGAUAUUAGACUUCCGGGAAAGAUAUUUAUGCAUAUUUAUUUAACCAAGUUAGACUAGCAUCAUCUGGAGGUCUAGUUAAUGCAGUCCUUUCUGAAAUACUUGAUUCUGAUUGGUCAGUUGUGACAUUCUGACAUUAAUAUGACGGACGCUAAACUAUUAACUGACCGUUGUCUUGUAUCAAUAAAUUGACGUUUGACUAAUUGA
Messenger RNA from Labeo rohita (rohu), 1238 nucleotides. RefSeq lists its product as uncharacterized. The transcript has 6 exons. NCBI's taxonomy places the organism in Eukaryota, Metazoa, Chordata, Actinopteri, Cypriniformes, Cyprinidae. The coding region runs from base 101 to 907 and encodes 268 amino acids. The record is from RefSeq and is a predicted model, not a curated record.